AUGUCUUUGCCUCCCUAUACACCGGCCCAGCCGUCCAAAUUGCCUUUGGACUAUGUCAAGCUUGUAAACCUUGAUCUUUCCAAAUUUGACGAUCCGGUCGGUCGUCAGGGGCUGGCUAAAGACCUCUAUGAGGCUGCUACUGGAUACGGCUUCCUCACUCUCACAAACCAUGGCAUCACGGAUGAGAUGUAUUCUCGGCAGAUGCAAAUCUCAAACGCCAUGAUGACACUGCCCCCGAGUGAAAAGGCUCCCUAUGAAGUGACACCCGAGGAAGAUGCGCGCGGUCUCUAUGUCGGUUACAAACCAGCUGGCCCACUAGGACACAAAGGCGGCUUUCCCAAGCAGUUGGACCAUUAUAAUGUUCUUGUUCACGACCCUAAGAACCGCCCUCAUCCGGAGAUUAUGCGGCCAUACCUGCAAGAGACGCAAGAAGUCAUGCAGUUUAUUCGUUCAAACAUCUUGAAGAAGAUGCUUACGUUGAUGGCUAUGAUCUUGGAAGUUCCCGAGGAGGUCGUGCAUGCUACCCAUGCCGAAGGUGGCUCGUCCACAGAGUACAUUCGUUACAUGAUGUGCGAGCCGCGCCCCGCCGAGGAGCGUGAGAAGUAUCGCAGCAUCUUCUUGUCUGGUCACACUGACUGGGGCUCUUGGACAUUCCUUUUCUCGCAGCCGAUCGCUGCCUUGCAGGUUUUGGACCACACUAAUGGCCAAUUCCGAUGGGUUGAACACCAGCCUAAAGGACUGGUCGUCAAUUUCGGUGAGGCUCUUGAGCGUAUGACAGGUGGUCUCUUCAAGGCCACCAUCCACCGAGUUGUGGAUCCAGCAGAAGAUCAGCGUCAUCUCCGACGCAUUGGAGUCAUCUAUUUCGCCCGUCCAGCCGAUGGACGACCGUUAGUACCUAUUGAGAACUCCCCUCUCCUGGCUCGCCUCGGUCGGGACAAGCCCGUAGACGACAGGAUCUUUUGUAUGACUGACUAUUUGGACGCACGCAAACACGGAUGGAAGAGAUAUGAAUACGACAUUGACCGUCCCAUGGACCCCGUUAAACAUGCCGACUUCUUUGCUGGCGAGUAUCCCGAUCCCGAGGGACACAACAGUCUUGGAAAGUUUGAUGACGUACCCCGGGAGGUUUAUGUCCCGACUCUUAAAGCCUGA
Molecule: messenger RNA, 1152 nt
Organism: Talaromyces rugulosus
Lineage: Eukaryota; Fungi; Ascomycota; Eurotiomycetes; Eurotiales; Trichocomaceae
Exons: 3
Coding region: 1-1152 (383 amino acids)
Molecular function (GO): dioxygenase activity
Source: RefSeq, a predicted model, not a curated record